Photinus pyralis (common eastern firefly) is the source of this 285-nucleotide messenger RNA. Its product is annotated as protein hunchback-like. Gene Ontology annotation, biological process: regulation of transcription by RNA polymerase II. The record is from RefSeq and is a predicted model, not a curated record. Gene Ontology annotation, cellular component: nucleus. NCBI's taxonomy places the organism in Eukaryota, Metazoa, Arthropoda, Insecta, Coleoptera, Lampyridae. The annotation marks the transcript as partial. The transcript has 2 exons. Gene Ontology annotation, molecular function: RNA polymerase II transcription regulatory region sequence-specific DNA binding; DNA-binding transcription factor activity, RNA polymerase II-specific.
UUUAAAUGUGCCACUUGUGAUUAUGGGACAAAUAAUAAACACCACUUCAAACAACACCUUUUGAAACAUAAAGUUUCUAAGGAUUUUAAAUGUACUGUUUGUGAUUACGAGACAUACAAGAAAUAUGCCUUGACACAACACCUUUUAACACAUAAAACCUUGAAGCGUUUGAAAUGUACUUAUUGCGAUUAUCGUUCAAAUUUUAAAUCCGAUCUUAAAAAACACCUUUUAAAACAUAGUGUUUCAUAUGAGACAAAAUUUAAAUACGAUCUUAAAAAACACCUU